This is a messenger RNA of Scophthalmus maximus (turbot), 3740 nucleotides long. Its product is annotated as pannexin-1. Gene Ontology annotation, biological process: positive regulation of interleukin-1 production; monoatomic cation transport. Gene Ontology annotation, molecular function: channel activity. NCBI's taxonomy places the organism in Eukaryota, Metazoa, Chordata, Actinopteri, Pleuronectiformes, Scophthalmidae. The coding region runs from base 253 to 1569 and encodes 438 amino acids. The transcript is spliced from 8 exons. The record is from RefSeq and is a predicted model, not a curated record.
GACGGGCGGAAGGAGUUCGCUUGUCUCACAGGAAGGAGGCUCGAUUCGAAAGUAGUGUUAAGUUUCAUGGUUUCAUCUGUUGAAUGUCUGGACCGACUCAACUUGUGUCUCCUGCUCCGGGGAAGAGUCGCAGCUCGACCGCGGCGCAGCCAUGCCGCUUUAACAUGGACGAAUAACACUAACCGGGAGCGGAGCGGCAGGUAGAUUCAAGUGUUUAUAUUUAUGUGCAGCAGGUGACAGCAGAGCGGCGAGAUGGCCAUUGCUCAUGUGGCUACAGAGUACGUGUUCAGCGAUUUUCUACUGAAGGAUCCGAACCAGGCUCGAUACCGCAGCGUCCGCACUGAGCUGGCCGUGGACAAGAUGGUGACCUGUGUGGCAGUGGGCUUGCCCCUCCUCCUCAUCUCUCUGGCCUUUGCACAAGAAGUGUCUGUCGGUACUCAGAUCAGUUGUUUCGCUCCCACUAACUUCUCCUGGAGGCAGGCUGCUUAUGUCGACUCGUACUGCUGGGCAGCUGUACAUACACACACUCUACCUCUGUGGCUUCACAAGUUCUUCCCCUACAUCCUGUUGUUGGUGGCAGUGCUGAUGUACACACCGGCUUUGUUCUGGAGAUUUUCCGCCGCUCCACUCCUGCAGUCUGACCUCGGCUUCAUCAUGGAGGAGUUGGACCGCUGCUACAACCGCGCUGUCACUCUGGCCAAGCGCAUGGCCUCCUCAGGACUGCUCUCAGCAGACAGCGAUCCUACCGAUGGCUGUUUUAAUUACCCGCUGGUGGAGAAGUUCCUGAUGACGAAGCGCUGCUCGCGUGGGAUGCUGUUCUACUACCUGUCGUGUCGCGGCCUGACCUUCGUCACCCUGGUGUGUGCCUGCGUGUACCUGGCUUACUACCUCCGCCUGGCCUCCGUCACGGACGAGUUUGGAUGCAUGCUCCGCGUGGGCCUGCUCGCCUCGGACCCCGGCAUCCCUGAAAAGGUGCAGUGUAAGCUUGUCGCCGUGGGAGUCUUCUCUUUGCUCAGCCUCGUCAACUUGGUCGUGUUCAUCUCACUGAUUCCCGUGGUGAUCUAUGCCGGUCUCCGGCCCCUCCUCUGCCAUGGUUAUGCCCGAUUCCUGGAAACCUAUCAGUCACUCCCCACAGUGAGCGUCCUGCCCGCCCCCGGAGGUCAGUGGGACGACCUCUCUCUGUACCUGCUCUUCCUGGAGGAAAACAUCAGCGAACUGAAGUCCUACAAAUACAUCAAGGUGUUGGAGCUGCUGAGGAGACGAGAUGAAUGUUCUGGAGAAAACUUUGAUGCCAUGGGUCUGCUGCAGACUCUCUGUCUGGUGAAGAUGGACAGUGUUGAUGCAAUUAAACCCACUGGUGCUGCAGGGAAACAGGAUCCAGUAAAACUUAAUGCAGCCGACUCUGCGAGCAGCUCCACGGCAACCAGCGCUGGGACGGCUGUGAACAACUGCAACCGUCUGAAGAUAGAAACUGAGAUGAAAGAGCUUACUCCAUUGCUGCCAGGAAACAGCGAUGUAACCGGCACUAAAAACAUAGAGGGAGGCAAUCUCCGGCAGCGAGCAAUGUGAUCGGCUGCUGACUCGUCAACGAGACCUGGACAACAGAGUUUCUUGGUGGCAAGUAACUUAACCACUGUCCUGUGGUGCAUGUACAACUCAUGACCUUCCUGUCCUUAUGGAGGGAUUAAAAAAAUGAGAUGGGACAACACAGCACAGUCAUGGCUAUCAUCAACAAGUGCACCUCAUCUUCCAGUCAUUCAUCAACAUGGAUCUGGCACACAAGGAUGUUUUUAGUCUCACUUCCUUUGAAUGAGGUCAUCGUUUGAGAAGCAGAAUAAAAAGGAGGAAGUGAGCACUGGGUGAUAUUAGGUUAUUAAAGCUCAUAUUGGUACAGUUUUUCAAGUUCCCCUUUUUAACCUUUCAUACACAGUAUAUAUAUAUAUAUACAUUUGACAACUGAUUAAUAAAACACUAUACUGUAGUUGUACCUAGACACUUUUUCCCUUUUUGGGGGAGUUUUAUGAAUAUACUCAUCUUGUUUAUACACAAUAUGUUUUAUAUUAUUAUAACAGAUAAUAUUAUCAUUAUUUGCUCAUUCUCCAGCCUCACUUAUUGAUGUCAUUGAGGACUAAUAGUUGUUCAGAUAUACAUAAAUUAACACUUAUACCUGCUAACAAAUACUUUGUUUGGAUAAUAACCCAUUCAUCAAAUGUCCAUAUCCUGCUUAUGAAUGCUUAAUAGGGGAACUUAAAGUAAAGUGUUACCGAAUCAUGUAAUGUUUUCAAACCAUAUAAGUCUAGUACACAUUGAUUUCUGAAUUAAAACACUAUUGAUGUGUUGUCAGGAUGUGAUUAAUAUUUACAUGUUUAUAUCUGACGUUUUUUAAAUGAUUUGCUUUUGGCGCACAACCCAUGUGUUUAAUUGUGAUAGAGAGUGAGUUUGUUAUGUACUUCUCAUAUGUCAAAAUGCUUCACAUGUCGUAAAAAAAGAAGUAUGUUUAGUGUGCAGUAGAUGUUGCUGCUGUGCAAGAGUUUGCUGCCAAAACACAAAGAUGUGGUGGUGGGUGUAGUCGGAAGAGAGUCCCACAUUUGCAAACAGUACAUUUGAGAAAACAACUGACGGAAAGUCAAUUGUGACUUUUUUAACCGACUUUUAUUGUCCAGCCCUUAAUUUACAAAAGUUUUAUAUACAACUGACACCAUGUGACAAUUUCCGCUUCAAUUCAAGUUGAGGGUGAGACUGUGAUAGUUGCAGUAAGAAGAGAGGAGUUAUUUAUUUGCGCUGCCUUUGUGGGGAAUGUACUUUUUUUUUUAAAAUAGUCAAUUCCAUUUCAAAGCAAAGUUAUGGUUGUAAAGGAAAAUUCCACACAGUAGGGAAUUCAUUUGUUAUAUUGUUAUAUUUGUUAUAUCAUCUGGAAAAUGACAUGAGAAGGGAGCUGAAACACGAAGCCCUGAUCAUGGAUGUCAGAGCACUGGUAUUUUAAUAGUGCUCUCUGUUUUUGGACUCACUAAUUUGGACUAUCCUUAUCAUAAAAAUGACAUUAAUUCCUAAAUUGUUUGGCGUUCCCCUUUAGAGCUGGAUGCAUUUCCUUAAUGUGGAUUGGAAAGUUUUCUCAUGUGCAUAUGAUGUUGUUUUACAUGUCAAGCUGCAGUCAACAGUGUAAAUGAAUGCAGGAAGCCUUCAUUCGUCUCUUUUUCAACAGAAAUGGUUUACAUUAAUGGAUGUUUAUCAAAGACAUAAGUGAUCUAGGACGAAAAGGUGAGUCAUAGCUAUUAACUAAAGUAAUUUAAUUUAAAUUUUUAUAUGUUUUUAUGUCUCAACCGGGACUUGAAUACUUGCCUGGGAAUCUCAGGGAUAAAAACAUCUCACUCAUGACUGUCAAUGUUUUCUUCAGCCAUCUUGCAGCAUCGUUUUAACAUACUCUAAUGAAACUGAAACUUUUGAGAUGAGAUCUCACCUUUAUUAUACAAACAUACACUUCAGUUAUUUUGUUUGUUUUUUCGUAUGAUGGCUUUAUGUUAUUUGGGAUACCAUGUCUGUGCACUUUAUUAAUGUAAAGUGUUGGAAUUAAACGAAUGCUUGUUGUUUUGUUGUGAUAUGGGGGAAAAACUUUCUGGAGUUAGUUUUCUGCAAAUUACGUUUUGUUGUUUGGUAAUUGGUUCAUGUUUCAGAUGUAAUUUUGACUGUUAAUUUUUUUGACAGAUUGUCUGCAGUCUGAAAAAUAAACGUAGUGAACUUUA